UUUGAGUGUUUCUAUAUUUUAAUGCCGUUUGAAAGUUACACUAAUUAUAAUAAGACUGAAAAUUCUUGUCAUUAAUAUAUUUUCUGUAAUUUUAUUAGUUUAUCAAAGUUGCUGUUUAAAUUGUAAUUUUGAUUAAAUUGGCUGAAAAUAUUUUUAAGAAAUCUGAUACAAAUGAAUAAUUAUUACUUAGAUAACCAUUGAUGUAGUCCCCGGGUUGUUAACUUUUCUAUAAUAUUAGUAGAUAAACUUAAAAAGAAAUUAUAUAUUAGAGAUAAAUGAUGUUUAACAUAAAUGCUGUUGAAUUUUUCAAAAAUAUCAAAAAAUAUCAUGAUAAUCAAGAAGAUGACUUCAUACAACCAUCUAGUUUAAUACCUACACUUCGAUCAUAUCAACGUAAAGCAGUUAAAUGGAUGAUAGAUAGAGAGAAUGUUAAUAAUUUAAUAAGAAGUGAUGGAACUCCAUUUAGUGGAGGAAUUUUAGCUGAUGAAAUGGGUUUAGGAAAAACGGUUGAAAUGUUGUCAUGUAUAAUGUCAAAUACUGCGCCAUCUGAGUUCUAUAAUCAAAAAAUCAUUAUUAAAGAAACCCCAAGUACUAUGAACAAUUCAAUAAAAUCUGUUUUGCCAACUCCAUCAUCAAGCAAAUACAUAUUAUACUCUAAAAAAUUAAUAGAUGAAAAUCAUUCAAAAUCUGUCUCUCGCAAUUUAUUAGAAAAUUGGUACAAUAGUGUACUGAGUGAAAUGACAUGUGUACCAAAAAUAGUGAAAGCCAAUGAUGAAGGCACUCAACUUCUUGAGUGUUAUUGUGCUGAUACAGUUAUAAAUGAUACAGUAGUAUAUUGUUUAAUGUGUGGAAAAGGACAACAUCCAAAAUGUGUUAAUUUUGCUCCCAAAAUAUUCAAAGAAGUACCAUAUUUAUGUGCAAAUUGCUGGACAAUUAACGAUAAAUUACCAUGUAAAGCAACAUUAAUAGUAGUACCACAAUCUAUAUUGAAUCAAUGGAUUGAAGAGAUAGACAAACAUAUAGCCAACCCAGGUUUAAAAAUUUUAGUUUAUAAUGGUGUCCAUUUUGAUGGUUAUAUACAACCUAUUUCUUUUAAUGAUUAUGAUGUUGUUAUAACUUCCUACAAUAAUUUGAAAAGAGAUUUAAACUAUACUGGAAACAUAGAUAUUGAAAAUCGAUCAACUCGCCUAAGAUACUCUAAACGAUAUUACUACCCCCAGUCUCCAUUACCAUGCAUACUAUGGUGGCGUAUUUGUUUAGAUGAAGGCCAAGCAGUUGAGUAUACUAGCACCAAAGUAUCUGAAAUGGUAUCUUGUUUAAAAUCUGUUCACAAAUGGGCAAUGACUGGUACUCCAAUUCAAAAAUCAUUAAAUGAUCUCUAUGGCAUAUUAAAGUUUCUAGAUGUUAGUCCUUACUGUAAUCGCAAACACUUUUCACAAUUAAUGAAAGGGGAUACUGAAAAAAUGUAUAGUUGGUUUUCUAAUCUUAUCUGGAGGAAUAACAUGCAUGAUGUAAACACUGAGUUAGGUAUACCACCUCAAUCAGUUGAAUACCAUUGGUUAACUUUUUCUCAAAUAGAAAAACAUUUUUAUCAAAAGCAGCAUGAUGAUUGUGCUACAUUAUUUCAGAAUAUUGUUACAAGACUAUUUCCAACACUAGAUAUAUCUUUAAAAAGUAUUGAUAAACGGGAUUUAUAUAAAAUAAUGGGCCCUUUGUUGAAGUUACGUCAAGCAUGUGUUCAUCCACAAGCUGUACGUGGACAAUUUUUAAAAGUAAAAGGAACUAUGACAAUGGAAAAAUUAAUGGAUGUUAUGAUAGAAAAGUGUCGUGUUGAAUGUAAUGAUAUUUUAAGAUCUCUAGUUUCUCAACAUAAUGCAAUUGCAGGAUUAUAUCUUAUUCGGUCUGAGCCAACAAAUGCUAUUGAACACUAUAGAACUGUGUUGAAUUUAAUGGAUAAAUAUAAAGAUAAAAAACUUCAUGUUGAUACCUGCCAGAAAAUUCAUGUCUUGUAUAACUUAUCGAUGGUGCUUGAUGAACACACAGUGGUAUCUCAUGCGUUAUAUGACUCUGAUUUAAAAGAAAAUAUGGAAAAAUUGGAAAAAGACUAUCUUGAAACAAGUAAACAAAAUAUCGAUACUACAAGAAAAACUGUGAAUUUUUAUUCAGUCAAAGUGUCAGAGUUAAUGGGAAAUAAGACAUUAGGCUAUUCAGAUUGGUGGUCUGAUUUAUUAGAUUGGAUUUUUUCAGUUGAUGACUUUUUAAAUAAAGUACAAAUAGAUUUAGAUGACUAUAGAGUGCCUGGUGUUCCUAAUAUUGCUAAUAAACUUAAAUCGAUGAAUGAUAUCUACAACAUUUUAAGUGUUUGGCUUGCAGAUUUAGACAGUGCUAGAAUAGAUACACACUCUAUUUUAAAAGUUCUUGAAGAAAUUCCAAUGUGUGAUUUAGUUCAAUCAGCUUUAUCUUGUCAUUUACGUAUAAAGUCAAGAAGAAGUAUUAAAAAUAGGUGUAUGCUAUGUAAAGCAGAGAGUCAAUUGCAAGAAUAUGAAUCAUUGUUAUUUAGUGUAUCAAAUAAACAAAAAUCUUCAGUGACUGAAAAGGAUGAAGAAAAAUCUGAAACAUUGUAUGAGAGUACGAGUAAAGGUCUUUGGAAAAUGUCACAAAAAGAAUUUUUAUUGACAAAGUUACUUCAGUAUGGACAAGCAAAAAUAAUUAAUAAAAAUUGUUUUAAAGAUGCUGCUGAACAUAUGAAAUUAUUAGAAUUAGUGCGUAAAGAAUUUAGAUAUCUAAGAUUGUUAUGGACACAUUUAAGUGAUAAUUUAGCAGCUCAUGAUGAAAUAGUUAUGGCAAAAUCUAGGCUUAGAUUAGGUGAUACUAUAGAACAAGAUUAUGAUGAAAAUGGUCCACCUAAGAAAAAAUCUAAAAAAGAAAAUGAAAAUGAUGUUAUAAUGGAACAAUAUGUGGAUUAUAAUAUGUUUUCUUUAAAAUCAGAAAUUCCUAUAAGUGAAUCUUAUUUAGAAACAAAAAUUGGUACAUUAAUAUACCUUGAAAAUUUAAAGAAAGAAAAAUCAAACACCACUGAAUUAGAGUCUUGUCCAAUAUGUUGCUACUCUAUAGAGCAAGAAUGGGCAGUAUUACAGUGUGGCCAUUGUAUUUGUAAUACAUGUAUAGCAACUGUUUGCAAUAGAUCUGAUGGUCAUAAUGUAGCUUGUCCAAUGUGUCGUACACAGACACCAUUAAUAUCUAUAUCAUAUGUGAAAAGUAAUCAAGAUAGUAAUAUAAAUGGCAUAGUCUUAAAAGGCUCAUUUUCCACAAAAAUUGAAUCUAUUACUAUAAAACUAAUUGAAUUAAUCAACAACAAUGCUAAUGUUAAAGUUCUCAUAUUUUCAGCGUGGGAUAAAGUACUAGAUCUCCUUGGAGAAGCACUAGAACAAAAUUCAAUAAAAUAUCGAAGACUAAAAACUGGACAAACUUACAAGAAAACCUUAAAAGACUUUAAAACAAACGAAAAAAUUAAUGCAUUACUAAUGAAUCUAAAUUUUGGAUCAAAAGGAUUGAAUUUAACCGAAGCUACUCAAAUUUUUUUUGUUGAACCAGUUUUGAAUCCAGCUGAUAGUUUACAAGCAAUAGGACGAAUUUAUAGAAUUGGACAAACAUUACCUACAUUUAUACAUCACUUUAUUAUUCGUGAAUCUGUUGAAGAAAAUAUUACUAAUAUAUUUUCUAAUGAAUGUCAGUCUAUGGGAAGUUGGGAUGAACUAACUUUGUCACAAUUAAUUAGGGUUUUUGAAAAGAAUGAAUUAUAUGAAGUAACAAAUGAACAAAAUAAUGAUGUAUUAGAACUGCCUGUUGUAUAAUUUUAUGAAUAAUUAUUUCUUAUAAUUUUUCAUUUAUAUUUACGGAA
Daktulosphaira vitifoliae (grape phylloxera) is the source of this 3901-nucleotide messenger RNA. RefSeq names its product E3 ubiquitin-protein ligase SHPRH-like. The record is from RefSeq and is a predicted model, not a curated record. The transcript has 19 exons. Gene Ontology annotation, molecular function: ubiquitin protein ligase activity; ATP binding; ATP-dependent chromatin remodeler activity. Gene Ontology annotation, biological process: protein polyubiquitination; DNA damage response. Bases 276 to 3854 code for a protein of 1192 amino acids. Lineage: Eukaryota; Metazoa; Arthropoda; Insecta; Hemiptera; Phylloxeridae. Gene Ontology annotation, cellular component: nucleus.